AUGGUGGAGUUCCAAUCAGGUGAACCAGUCCAGUUCCUCAAGGAUAGCUUGCCUUGCAAAAGACAAAGCCGUAACCCAAGUGUUGUCCAUCAUAUCCAGCUUCUGUCUGCGCUGUAUGCUGCAGACAGAGGUUCAUGUUUAACCCAUUCUUACCUAACUGAACUGAAAGGUCUUGCCAAACUGAGUGGUACAGAUUUUGAGAAGGUUUUGCUAGAUGAGCUGGCCAGAAUGAAGAAGUCCACUGAGAGUAACCCCGCAGUUGGACCAAAUGUAACAGUGCCUAAUCAGAAUCUGCAGCUCACUAGUGACACAGACCAAGAUGAACCAGCCAUCAUAGAGCAUCAAAGUCCUGUUAAACUGGGCAGUGAUUUAACCCACUUGCCUGAGCAUGACUCUCACUCAUCCUCUCCAAGUGUAGAGGUGACUCCCUCGCACAGAAAAACCACUAUCUACUUACCACCUGAACAGCUCACUACACCUGAAGUACAGAGAGUAGUAGUUGAGCAUGUCAUUAAGAACAAUGAAAUGCCUUCUCAAGGUCAUGCAAAGCUCAGGCCCUUCUCGGGGAAAACCCCUUGCUCUACCUUCGAAGCUGAUUAUGAUACGUGGCGCAACAAUGUUGAAUUCCACCUCACAGAUAGUACCAUAUCUGACAAACAUAUGGUAAGGAAAAUAGUUGAGAGCCUUCUUCCACCAGCUGCUAACAUUGUAAAGCACCUUGGUCCUAACGCUUCUCCCCAUGACUAUCUCAGCCUUCUUGACUCAGCGUAUGGUACUGUUGAUGAUGGGGAUGAGCUUUUUGCCAAAUUCUUGAGCACAAACCAGAACUCAGGUGAAAAGCCUUCUGCCUAUUUACAGCGGUUGCAGAUAACCCUGAGUAAAGUCAUUAAAAGAGGCGGCAUCACUACAAAUGAUUCAGAUCGCCAACUGCUUAAACAGUUUUGUAGAGGUUGCUGGAACAACAGCUUGAUCACAACCUUGCAGCUUGAGCAGAAGAAGGACAAGCCACCUUCAUUUCCAGAGUUGCUCCUCUUGCUACGUACUGAGGAGGAUCGGCAAGCGGCAAAGUCCAGCCGAAUGAAACAGCACUUAGGCAUCUCUAAGCCUAAGGCGCAUUUAAACUCCCUUGAAGUAGGAGAGUAUGUCACGGAUGAUACAGACGUAUCAGCUGUUAAUGAUAGGCCAGUGUCUUUUGAUGCACAUAAGUUAGAAAAGAAACUUGCAAAGCUACAAGCUCAAGUGGCUUCGCUGAAAGCAUCAGCUAUUGACAGUUCAAGCCAGAACUCUGACAAGCCAAAUAAAAAAACCAAACCUAAGUUCAAGGUUCUUCCUAAGGAGAAAUCUGACCCAAGCGAGACUAAGCUUACUAAGAAGCCACGCCCAUGGUACUGCUUCAGGUGCGGCGAGGAUGGUCAUAUUGCUCCCUCUUGCAACAAUGAACCAAACCCUGAACUGGUUGAAAUGAAACAACAUCCCAUUCAGCCCAUCAGGGGCCUGGAUGUUGAGGCGGCUAGUGGCCAAAAUGUUCCUUACUUGGGAUACAUACCCAUCAGCCUUAAGUUUCCAAAAAGCUUUAUUGAAACUGAGCCUGAGGUUUCUAGUCUUGCUUUAGUAGUGCCUGACCUACGCUCUAACUGUGACCUACCUGUGCUGAUUGGGACAAAUGCACUUGAUGUUCUGUACGACGAAUAUUGUCAGGGUAAAGAUCCCAAUGAUUUGUCGCCGGUCUAUGGCUACAGGCAGAUCCUUCGUACACUCAAGGUCAGGAGAGAGAUAAACCUAGCCGGAAACGAUGGCUUUGUAACUCUUAAGGGCAAGGUGCAACAUGUAGUACCAGCUCAAGGGAGAGUCCUCCUUGAAGGCUGUGUCAGAUCCAGCAGUGCUGGUGAAUGUGCCAUCGUUGAGCAGCCAACGACAUCCACCUUACCAGGGGGAAUUUUUGUGGAGUGCUGUCUUGUCACUUUGCCCAAGCAGCAUCCUCAUAGGUUACCUAUAUGGCCAGUUGAUGAACCUGCUCACCCAGAUUUGACAUUUGACUUUGGCAAUUCUCCCCUCCCGCAGGAGUGGAAAGAGAGGGUUACCCAGCGUCUAAGUGCCUAUGCUGAUGUUUUUGCCCAGCAUGAUUUGGAUUUUGGGCAUGUAUCUAAAGUGAAACAUCACAUAAACUUAAAGGACGAAGCACCCUUUAAGCAAAAGUCCAGGCCAAUCCACCCAAAUGAUUAUGAAGCUGUGAGGAAGCACUUGCAAACACUCCUUGAUGCAGGAGUAAUCCGUGAAUCAGAGUCCCCUUAUGCUUCACCAAUUGUGGUGGUCAAAAAGAAGAAUGGAGAGGUCCGUCUUUGUAUUGAUUAUGGCAAGCUCAAUGCGUUAACAAUACGAGAUGCGUACGCACUUCCAAACCUUGAAGAGGCUUUUUCAGCCCUUGCUGGAUCCAAAUGGUUUUCAGUAAUGGAUCUCAAGUCUGGUUAUUAUCAGAUUGAGAUGGAGGAAUGUGAUAAGCCCAAGACAGCUUUUGUGUGCCCUUUGGGAUUUUACGAGUUUAACCGUAUGCCCCAGGGGAUCACCAACGCUCCCAGCACCUUCCAGCGCUUAAUGGAACGGUGUAUGGGCAGCCUCAAUCUGAAAGAAGUUCUGGUGUUCUUAGAUGACAUCAUCGUGUUCUCCAGCACCUUGGAGGAACAUGAAACCAGGCUUCUACGUGUCCUUCAGCAACUGAGAGAACAUGGGUUGAAGCUUUCUCCCCAAAAGUGCUCCUUUUUCCAAAGUUCAGUGCGAUACCUGGGACACAUUGUGUCUAGCAAAGGUGUAGAGACUGAUCCUGAGAAGGUCAGAGCUCUCAAAACCUGGCCAAGACCCCAGACGCUCAGUGACCUCAAGUCUUUUCUAGGCUUUGCAGGGUACUAUCGACGGUUUGUGAAGGACUAUUCAAAAAUUGUCAAACCCCUGAAUGAUCUUACCAAAGGCUACCCACCAUACAGGAAAGGCAGAAAGGUGACACCCGGUCCUAGCGGGUACUUGAACCCUAAAGAGCCUCUUUCCAGCCGUUGGACCCCUGCUUGUCAGGAAGCUUUUAAGGUAAUCAUAGAGAAACUGACAUCAGCUCCAGUGCUUGGAUAUGCUAACCCAAAAUUACCAUACAUCCUCCAUACUGAUGCAAGCACCUCUGGGCUAGGGGCAGCCUUGUAUCAAGAACAGGAUGGUGAAGUGAGGGUUAUUGCCUACGCGAGUAGAGGACUUUCACCCAGUGAAAAGCGUUAUCCGGCUCACAAACUGGAAUUUCUUGCAUUAAAGUGGUCCAUUGUAGAGAAGUUCCAAGAUUAUCUCUACGGGAACAUGUUCAUGGUGUUAACAGACAACAACCCAUUGACCUAUGUUUUGAAGUCAGCCAAGCUUGAUGCUGCCAGCUAUCGCUGGUUGGCCGCUCUCUCCACCUUCGACUUUAAUAUUAAGUAUCGUGCUGGUAAGAGCAAUCAAGAUGCAGAUGGCCUCUCUAGGCGGCCACAUGAUACUGUGGGUGAUGACUAUGCUUCUCUUGAAGAAAAAGAGCGAAUGAAACAAUUCGCUUCCCAUCAUCUCUCUUCAUCUUCCAACCGACAAGAUGUGACAGCUGACACAUUCAGUGUCUUGUGCCACCGUCAUCUCUUAGGUGAAUCUGACAAUAGCCUACCUUCUAUCACUUUGGUAGAGUCCCUUGCUCUACACGCCGAUGCGGUGCCAGACGUCUAUGCUGAUGAUGGAACAUUGGGUUGUUCUGUCAUACCUACUUAUAGUGAGGUAGACCUCCAACAACAUCAGAGGUCUGACCCAAUUAUUGGGUAUGUGGUCAACAUGUUAGAAAAUGGAGGUGAAGCUGAUUCCAAUCCUAACUCUGGAUCCGUAGAGCUUAAACUAAUGCUCAAAGAGUGGAAACGGUUGGAACUGAAAAAUGGUCUCCUCUACAGAACCCGCAAAUCAGGUGAAGAUGUCACCUUUCAGCUUGUCGUCCCUCACUCUUUAAGGUCCACCAUUCUCACUUGCCUUCAUGACAACAUGGGGCAUAUGGGUUUGGAGAGAACCCUUGACUUGGUUAGGUCAAGAUUUUAUUGGCCUAAAAUGGCAACUGAUGUAGAGAGAAAGAUUAAGUCUUGCGGACGUUGUGUUAGAAGGAAGACACUUCCUGAAAGAGCAGCACCUCUUGUGAGUAUUCAAACAACCCGUCCCAUGGAACUGGUAUGCAUGGACUAUUUAUCCUUGGAGCCUGACAGUCACAACACCAAAGACAUUCUGGUCAUAACUGAUCAUUUUACCAAAUAUGCUGUUGCUAUGCCAACGAAAGACCAAAAGGCUACAACAGUUGCGAAGUGUCUUUGGGAGCAGUUUUUGGUGCAUUAUGGUUUUCCUGAGCGCCUGCUUAGUGAUCAGGGCAGGGAUUUUGAGUCUCAACUCAUUAAAGAGCUCUGUGCCCUAGCUGGUAUCACGAAGGUGCGCACCAGUCCUUAUCAUCCAAGGGGAAACCCAGUUGAACGGUUCAACCGAACUCUUCUUGGCAUGUUAGGAACUCUACAAGACAAACAGAAAACUCACUGGCGCGAUUAUGUGAAACCACUAACUCACGCCUAUAAUUGCACCAAGAACGAGACCACUGGGUUUAGCCCAUACGAGUUAAUGUUUGGUCGCCAGCCUAGGCUUCCAGUGGAUAUUGCAUUCUGCCUGCCAGUUAAAGAUGGCUCUCCUACAUCUCACUCUCAGUAUGUGAGAGCUCUGAAGGCUCGCCUUCAAGAGAGCUAUCAGAUCGCUGCCAAAAACUCUCAAAAGGUUGCUGAACGGAAUAAACGCCGUUUUGACAAAACUAUCAGGGAGUCAACUUUGGAGAAGGGUGAUCAAGUGCUAGUGCGGAACCUGCGACUUCGGAAUAAACACAAGCUUGCAGAUAAGUGGGAGUCAACCAUGUACAGAGUGGUGGAAAAGAUGGAAGAUCUACCUGUGUAUGUUGUACAGCCUAUGAAUGGAGAUGGUCCUAUUCGAACUCUUCACAGGGAUCUCUUACUCCCUUGUGGUGACUUAUCUGAAGCUGAGGAAGUUGACCAGGUCGAGCCAAAAAGUUGCAGGCCGAGAACGAGGCGCAGUCAGCCUCUGUUACUUGAGGAGCAAUCAGAGUCUGAAGAUGACUCACCUGUCUAUCCUAGGCAAUCUUCUGUCAUUCCUGAAAGGUUUGUUCAGGUGUUUGAAAUCCCGAAGAGACGACAGCAAACAGGAAAAACAGUACCGGAGGGUAGUUGUAUACCAGCUAUGCCAGCAGUCUCUGUAACCCCUCAGCCUUGGGAUGAGCCUUGCAGGGGCAGCUCCCCUUUGCUGCCUGCAGAGCCUGUAGGGGUAUCUCCUGAAGUAGCUGAAGGAGAGGAGCCAGAUGUUGUGGCUGAGCAACUCCCUACUGAAGAUGAUGUAACUUUACCAACUAUGACUAAUCAAAAAUCAGCUGUGGCUGAAGACAGCAUUGAUGUACCAUCCAUUGAUGUAGAGGCUCCUAUAGCUAUGGAACCCAUUGAUCUGAACCCACAAACUCCUGAAGUAGCUCUGGAGCAUAAGGAAACUGUUGAAAGUGCAGAAACAAAUGAUCAUGUUCGUAAGUCAGAAAGGACACGUCGACCACCAGGGCGCUUCCAUUAUCCUGAGUUGGGAAAUCCGUUAAUUUCCUUUGCGCAGAGCCUCCUAGAGAGCUUUAACCAAGUACUUUAUACAAUAGGUGACUAUGAGAGUUCAUCUGUAGACCACAGCGUGACGCAUGAAGGGGCUCAUGCUAGGUCAAAGGGGGAGGGUGUAACCCAUGUGAAAUACAGGGCUGUAAAAUCCCUUUUUGUUAUUUAAGGCUAUAGCCUGUUAUUGUCACAAGGGGGUGCUGUGAUGCAGUCUUGUGUUCUGACGACCUUGCGUCUAGUGCGCAGGAAGUAUUACCUGUCUCUUCCUGUGAGAUCUUCCCUCUGAUGGCGAUCAAGUACAUGCCGGAGCGCAUGGAAAAAGUAUCUUGGCCCCGAACUCUGACCACAAAGGGAAUAACGUCUGUCGAGUUAUUUGUGUUGGAAAAUCCCGAUUGGUUUUUUGAACUACCAGAAAGGAUUCUGGAGAACCACUGA
Messenger RNA from Oreochromis niloticus (Nile tilapia), 6110 nucleotides. RefSeq lists its product as uncharacterized. The coding region runs from base 1 to 5844 and encodes 1947 amino acids. Lineage: Eukaryota; Metazoa; Chordata; Actinopteri; Cichliformes; Cichlidae. The record is from RefSeq and is a predicted model, not a curated record. Gene Ontology annotation, molecular function: nucleic acid binding; zinc ion binding. The transcript is spliced from 5 exons. Gene Ontology annotation, biological process: DNA integration.